This is a messenger RNA of Sclerotinia borealis F-4128, 978 nucleotides long. The record is from the annotation of a GenBank genome assembly. Lineage: Eukaryota; Fungi; Ascomycota; Leotiomycetes; Helotiales; Sclerotiniaceae.
AUGGCACCCAAACAAAAGACCAUAUAUCCAUGGUCUCGUCGAAACAACAUAUUCAAUCCCCCAACCCCUCUUGAUUCCCUCCUCGAAUCUCCUCUCCGCACAUUGAUCUUCUACCUCCACACCAUCCUCCUCUAUUUCCGCGGCGCAUCUUUCAACCCUCCCCGCAACAAACCUCCUGUCCGCGUCGUCUGCAUCUCAGAUACACAUUGCAACACACUAUCAAUCCCGCAUGGAGAUCUCUUAAUUCACGCUGGAGAUUUGACAAAUGCGGGCACGGUAGAAGAAAUACAGGCGCAGAUCGAUUGGUUGGAUCAACAACCACAUAGAGAGAAGGUGUUUAUUUGUGGGAAUCAUGAUAGUUAUUUUGAUCCUAAGUCAAGGAAAGAAGGGGAUAAGAAGAGGAAGUUGAAUUUUAAAAGUUUACAUUAUUUGGAGAACAAAGCUAUUACGUUGAAGUUUAAAGGAGGACGGAAGUUAAAGAUUUACGGAUCACCAAAUAUUCCUCAGUGCGGUGGUUCUGAUUUUGCAUUUCAAUACCAAAGACAUCUUGCGCCGUGGGAAAAUCGUAUACCGAAAGAUACAGAUAUUUUAAUUACACAUUCUCCACCUCGACAUCAUCUCGAUAUCAACUUGGGCUGCAAAUCUCUACUCGAAGAAAUAUGGAAGGUCAAACCUAGACUUCAUGUGUUUGGGCAUAUACACUCUGGACAUGGUCGUCAAGCUGUAUUUUGGGAUAAGGGACAAGAAGCUUAUGAGAGGCUUAUGGAGAGGAAGAGAGGAGGUUUAAUUAUGGACUUCAUACCGAGUUUUGCAUGGGUAGAUGCCGCGAAAGUGAUUUGGUAUGGAGUGAAGGGAAUCUUGUGGCAAAUAUUAAUGGUUGGUCCGGCAGGUGGAAAUGGUGGAUUGAUGAUCAAUGCUGCGGUUGUAUAUCAAUCGUCGACAGAUUUGGGAAAUCCAGUCGAGAUUGUAGAGAUAUGA